Molecule: messenger RNA, 1841 nt
Organism: Medicago truncatula (barrel medic)
Lineage: Eukaryota; Viridiplantae; Streptophyta; Magnoliopsida; Fabales; Fabaceae
Product: UDP-glycosyltransferase 79A6
Exons: 1
Coding region: 10-1509 (499 amino acids)
Molecular function (GO): UDP-glucosyltransferase activity
Source: RefSeq, a predicted model, not a curated record
AAUUCAACUAUGCACUAUAUUUGUUGUAUUAUAUUAUACCAACUACAUCAAGCACGUUCAAAGCAAGCAUCAAGCACAAUCCAAGAAACUCUUGCAAAUUCCCACACAAAAAUGUCAAGUUCAAAGGCUAUGAACAACAAUGAUCAUCAACUUCAUGUGUUCAUGUUUCCAUUCCUUGCAUUUGGUCAUAUAAGUCCUUUUGUUCAAUUAUCCAACAAGCUAUUUUCUCAAGGAGUUCACAUAACUUUCUUAUCAGCUUCAUCCAACAUUCACAAAAUCAAAUCCACUCUUAAUCUCAACCCAUCCAUCCAAAUUAUUCCACUUCAGUUCCCAAAUGGCAUAACCAACACUGCUGAAUUGCCACCUCACUUAGCUGGAAAUCUCAUUCAUGCCCUAGACCUCACUCAACCUCAAAUUAAGUCCCUUUUGUUAGAACUCAAACCUCAUUAUGUUUUCUUUGACUUUGCACAAAACUGGCUUCCAAAAUUAGCUUCUGAACUUGGUGUCAAAUCUGUUCACUUCUCAGUUUAUUCUGCUAUAUCUGAUUCUUACAUUACUGUUCCUUCAAGACUUGAUGAUAUUGAAGGAAGAAGCAUCACUUUUGAGGAUCUUAAAGAACCUCCAAAAGGGUAUCCUCAAAAAAACAAUAUCUCCCUCAAGACCUUUGAAGCCAUGGACUUCAUGUUCAUGUUUACAAAAUUCGGUGAAGGUUUAACCGGUUAUGAACGAGUUAUGCAGAGUCUUGGUGAAUGUUCAUACAUUGUGUUUAAAUCAUGCAAAGAGAUAGAAGGACCUUAUAUAGAUUAUAUAGAAAAACAGUUUGGAAAACAAGUUCUUUUAGCUGGUCCAUUGGUUCCAGAGCCAUCAAUGGAAGUGUUGGAGGAAAAAUUGUGCAAAUGGUUGGAUAAUUUUUCAGUCAAAUCAGUCAUAUUUUGUUCAUUUGGUAGUGAGACAUUUUUGAAUGAUGAACAAAUCAAUGAACUAGCAACUGGUUUGGAACUCACUGGUUUACCAUUCAUUUUGGUUCUGAAUUUUCCAUCCAAUCUUUGUGCAAAAACUGAGUUGGAAAGAGCAUUGCCAAAAGGGUUUUUGGAAAGAGUGAAAGAUAGAGGAAUGGUGCACACUGGUUGGUUACAACAGCAGCUUAUUCUAAAACACAAUAGUGUUGGAUGCUAUGUUUGUCAUGGUGGUUUUAGUUCUGUGACUGAAGCUAUGGUCAAUGAUUGUCAACUUGUGCUGUUACCUUUCAAGGGUGACCAGUUUUUUAAUUCUAAGCUCAUUGCUAAUGAUUUGGAGGCAGGGAUUGAGGUGAAUAGAAAGGAAGAAGAUGGAUAUUUUCAUCAAGAGAGUAUUCUGAAGGCAGUGAAAAUCAUCAUGAUGGAUGGUGAGAAAGAGCCUGGGAAGAGCAUAAGAGAAAACCACAUGAAAUGGAGGAAGUUUAUGUUAGAUAAAGAAAUUCAGAAUAAAUUUAUCAUUGAUCUGGUUGCUCAGCUGAAGUCUUUGGCCUAAUGCAUGAUUGGAAUUACGGUGAGUUUCAUGAAAUAAUUUGUGGUGGCGUGAUUUUGUUGAAGCUCUAAAGGGUAGCUUUACUAAAUCGCGAUGGUUCAACUUGAUUUUGUUAAACUCGUCGCGAAUUUAAACAUGCAUCUCCACUCCCUCUUGAUGGAAUGGAUUAUUUGUGUUCUAUAUUGGUUCUGUUUUUCUUUGUUUACAUGUUUGUUUCAGUUUCCGGCACCUAAUGUUGUUCUAAUUGUAACAAUUUUAUUCAUGUUUGCUGUAGUUUGUUGUAAUAAAACCACCAGUUGAUCAAUGAGAGUUAUCAACAUCAUGUAAAAUUUUAA